This is a messenger RNA of Arvicola amphibius (Eurasian water vole), 3479 nucleotides long. It is a transcript of the gene Mtm1, whose product is annotated as myotubularin 1. Lineage: Eukaryota; Metazoa; Chordata; Mammalia; Rodentia; Cricetidae. Bases 81 to 1931 code for a protein of 616 amino acids. The record is from RefSeq and is a predicted model, not a curated record. Gene Ontology annotation, cellular component: plasma membrane. Gene Ontology annotation, biological process: mitochondrion distribution; negative regulation of autophagosome assembly; muscle cell cellular homeostasis. Gene Ontology annotation, molecular function: phosphatidylinositol-3,5-bisphosphate 3-phosphatase activity. The transcript is spliced from 16 exons.
CGUGGAAUGGGCGGGGCGGGGCUCCAAAGCCGAGCAGCCUGGCAACUCUGGUGGCUCCUUGAGCCUGAGUAGUUUCCAGGAUGGCUUCUGCAUCAACAUCUAAGUAUAACUCACACUCCUCCUUGGAGAAUGAAUCCAUUAAGAUGGUAUCUCAAGAUGGAGUCAGUCAGGAUCUCAGUGAGAGUGUUCCUCAACUCCCAGGGGAAACACUAAUUACCGACAAAGAAGUUAUUUACAUAUGUCCUUUCAAUGGCCCCAUUAAGGGAAGAGUUUACAUCACAAAUUAUCGUCUUUAUUUAAGAAGUUUGGAAACGGAUUCUUCCCUAAUACUUGAUGUUCCUCUGGGUGUGAUAUCAAGAAUUGAAAAAAUGGGAGGCGCGACAAGUAGAGGAGAAAAUUCCUAUGGUCUAGAUAUUACUUGUAAAGAUUUGAGAAACCUGAGGUUCGCGUUGAAGCAGGAAGGCCACAGCAGAAGAGAUAUGUUUGAGAUCCUCACAAGAUAUGCCUUUCCUCUGGCACACAGUCUGCCAUUGUUUGCAUUUUUAAAUGAAGAGAAGUUUAACGUGGAUGGAUGGACUGUUUAUAAUCCAGUUGAAGAAUACCGAAGGCAGGGGCUGCCCAAUUACCAUUGGAGGAUAACUUUUAUUAAUAAGUGCUAUGAACUCUGUGACACAUACCCCGCUAUCUUGGUAGUUCCUUAUCAGACCUCAGAUGAUGACCUCAGGAGAGUUGCAAUUUUUAGAUCCCGGAAUCGGAUUCCUGUACUGUCGUGGAUUCAUCCAGAAAACAAGAUGGUCAUUAUGCGCUGCAGUCAGCCUCUGGUCGGUAUGAGUGGUAAAAGAAACAAAGAUGACGAAAAAUAUCUGGAUGUGAUCAGGGAAACUAACAGACAGGCUUCUAAGCUCACGAUUUAUGAUGCACGACCCAGUGUAAAUGCAGUGGCCAACAAGGCAACAGGAGGAGGAUAUGAAAGUGAUGAUGCAUAUCAUAACGCCGAACUAUCUUUCUUAGACAUUCAUAAUAUUCACGUUAUGCGUGAAUCUUUAAAAAAAGUGAAAGACAUUGUUUAUCCCAACAUUGAAGAAUCUCAUUGGUUGUCCAGUUUGGAGUCUACUCAUUGGUUAGAACAUAUCAAGCUUGUUCUGACAGGAGCCAUUCAAGUUGCAGACAAAGUUUCUUCAGGAAAGAGCUCAGUGCUUGUGCACUGCAGUGACGGAUGGGACAGGACUGCUCAGUUAACAUCCCUGGCCAUGCUGAUGCUGGACAGUUUCUACAGGACUAUUGAAGGCUUUGAAAUAUUGGUACAGAAAGAGUGGAUAAGUUUUGGACAUAAAUUUGCAUCUAGAAUAGGUCAUGGUGAUAAAAAUCAUGCUGAUGCUGACCGAUCUCCUAUUUUCCUCCAGUUUAUUGACUGUGUGUGGCAGAUGUCAAAACAAUUUCCCACAGCUUUUGAGUUCAAUGAACGCUUUUUGAUUACAAUCUUGGAUCAUCUGUAUAGCUGUCGAUUUGGUACUUUCUUAUUUAACUGUGAAUCGGCUCGAGAAAAACAGAAAGUUACAGAAAGAACAGUUUCUGUAUGGUCGCUAAUUAACAGCAAUAAAGACAAAUUCAAAAACCCCUUCUAUUCAAAAGAAAUCAAUCGGGUUUUAUAUCCAGUUGCCAGUAUGCGUCACUUGGAACUAUGGGUGAAUUACUACAUUCGAUGGAAUCCCAGAAUCAAGCAACAAGUGAUUCCUAAUACAGUCAAGGUGACAGGAAGAUCAAUCAUUGCAGUUACCUUAUUUGAAUACAGCCAAACCCAGUGGAGCAGCGUUACAUGGAGCUCUUGGCCUUACGUGAUGAUUAUAUCAAGAAACUUGAGGAAUUGCAGCUCGCCAACUCCGCCAAGCUUUCUGACCCCACUGCUUCACCUUCCAGUCCUUCACAGAUGAUGCCCCAUGUGCAGACUCACUUCUGAGGGGAUCACUGGCACUGCACUUGAGUUCUGGAUAAGUGAAAUAGUUGACUUUCAUUUUGAGCAUGUGUACAAAGUAGAUUUCAAAUAUCUGCCUCCAUUUAGAAGUUGAACUAAUAUCUUAGACUUUUGAGUAUGUGCCUUCUGUAAUACAUAUUAUAAGAACUCUAUGGUGUCUGUGUGGCAAUCAGAAGAAAUGAGUCGAGAGGGGGUUCUGGAAAAUCCUAUUUUUUACAAAGCACUUUUGCGAAGAUAAAAUUUAAAUUUAACUUACAUCUAUAUAAAUGCUACAUAUGCAGUAUAUAUUUUGUGGACUUAAUUGAAACAUUAUUUUAAAUCCAAGGGGGAACUGUGUUUGUAAAAUGGAUUUUCCUCCAGCUGCUUACAACAGUUGCUUUGGAUUAUCUAAAAUGAAUCCAAAUGGGAAAGAUGGGCAGUACUGCCAAAGCCAAAUUGCACUCCGCUUCCUCGGCAGAUUCGACGAGCAAGGCAUUGAAAUAAUUGCCAAUUUUUAUACCACCAUAAGUGGUAAUGUAAAAAAAAAGAUGAGUGUUUCAUCAUUUUGAAAUUUUGAAAAUAAAAGGUUCUCUCAUCAUUUUUUCAAGAGAAGCAUAUUUUUAUAUUUAAAAAGUGAUGUGGUUUGAUUUUUCUCCUUAAUUUUGCAAGCUCUGCUUUCUAAAUUCCCCCAGGAGCUUGUCUGACACUGAGUCAUACUCAGGUUGAGGCCAACUCCAUAUAUAGCACUGUGUGAGGAUGUCAGCUGCCUUCUGCUGCUUAGGUGAAUAUUUUCGCAAACAUGCCUCUAGUCAGUGCAGCUUAUCUGCCAAAGUGUUGGCUUUACCGUCUUGGAUGGAAGAGCUAUGGCUAGAGCGUCUUUUUUUUAUAAUGCCCCAGGUGUACAUUUUUUAGUGUAUUCUUGAAAGUAUUCUGUUUAUGUAUCUCCAUAUAAAUGGUGUUGGGUUUCUCUUCCAUGUGCAUGCAUAAAAACUGGUUCUGCACAUUAUUACUUGAAGUACUGGGCAGUUUGCUUUUUUCAGGUUUUUUUCAUUUUGUUUUGUAGUAUGAAGUGAAAUUUUAAUGGCACAGUUCUAUCCGAUAUUUGAACUAAUUCAUUUAGUAAAUAUAUUUAUAAAAGCUAAAGCUAAAGUGAAAGCAUUUAAUUAAUGUUCUACCGUGAUUUGUAAAGAUUAUUUAUAGUUAAAAUGGUUUUGUUUUGGCAAAUUAAGAGAGAUUAGAUUUAUCUUUGUAAAUUAUUUUAUGUCAUAACUUACCAGUCUACCAAAUAAGACAUCUCAAAUAUAGUAGUGUAAUGUAUGGAUUUUAUAAGUAUAAAUUUUUUUAUUAGAUAUUCUUUUGCUUUUUGUAAACGCUGUAAAUAUUUCAUAAAUUAAAAAAGUGUCACUUCAUAAAAAGAAAAAAUGCUAAUACUAAUAGCUCAAAGGACUUCGUGAAAUUUCAUGGAAACAUUUUCAUGACAAUGAAUAUUUAAGACCUGCUGUAAUAAAUAUAUUUAACUAAAACCUAA